Meleagris gallopavo (turkey) is the source of this 2776-nucleotide messenger RNA. Lineage: Eukaryota; Metazoa; Chordata; Aves; Galliformes; Phasianidae. The record is from RefSeq and is a predicted model, not a curated record.
GCCGCCUUCCUUUACCACGACUACUGCGUGCUAGGAGCCGGCCCUGCUGGCCUGCAGGCCGCCUACUUCUUGCAGCGGGCCGGCCGCGACUACGUGGUGUUCGAGCGCAGCCACGCGCCCGGCAGCUUCUUCGCCAUCUACCCCCGGCACCGUAAGCUGAUCAGCAUCAACAAGCGGCACACGGGCAAGUCCAACAGCGAGUUCAAUCUGCGGCACGACUGGAACUCGCUCCUCAGCCACGAGCCCCGCCUGCUGUUCCGCCGCUACUCGAGGCAGUUCUUCCCCCACGCCGACGCCAUGGUGCGCUACCUGGAGGAUUUCGCUGCCAUCUUAGGGCUGCGCGUCCGAUACGACACCGCCGUCGUUCACGUCACGUUGGAGAAGGAUCCACGGGCAUGGAACGGCCACUACUUUGUGCUGAGCGACCAGAAUAGGCAGAGCUACAAGUGCAGCUGUUUGUUGGUUGCUACUGGCACGUGGGUCCCCAACGUGGUAAACUUCCCUGGCUCAGAGUAUGUUGAGGGUUAUGAGACGGUGUCUACCAACCCGGAGGACUUUGCCGGUCAAACCGUGCUGAUCUUGGGCCGAGGGAACUCAGCCUUUGAGACGGCAGAGAACAUUCUGGGUGUCACAAAUUUCAUCCACAUGGUGAGCCGGUCCCGCGUGCGCCUCUCCUGGGCUACUCACUACGUCGGGGAUCUGAGAGCAAUUAACAAUGGUUUACUGGAUACCUACCAGCUGAAAUCUUUGGAUGGACUUCUGGAAGGUGACCUGGAAGAUCUAGCUAUUGUCAAGGACAAAAAAGGGAAGCUGCACAUCACACUUCGGUUCUACCUGGAGAACAGGAACACCAGCGCAGGCAUCGAUGGGAUCACCCUCCCACAGGAUGAACUGGAUAACUUUGCUACUCGCGCGCCGUAUGACCGUGUCAUCCGCUGUCUGGGCUGGAAGUUUGACUUCUCUAUCUACAACAGAUCCCUUAGAAUGAUGCCAGGAAGAGGGAAUAAAAGCAAAUAUCCUCAGAUCAAACCCAGUUAUGAGUCCAGAGGCACUCGGGGGCUCUUUGUUCUUGGCACUGCUAGCCACUCUGUUGACUUCAGGAAAUCUGCUGGGGGUUUCAUCCAUGGCUUCCGGUACACAACUCGUGCAGUCCACCGCCUAUUGGAAAACCGUCACCAUGGCGUCCCCUGGCCAUCCACAGUCUACCCUAUUACACAGCUGACCAACUCCAUCAUCAAGCGGGUGAAUGAGGCCUCAGGCCUCUACCAGAUGUUCAGUGUCCUGGCUGACAUCAUACUGCUGAGAGAGAAUGCCACAGUAUUUGAAUACCUGGAAGAAUACCCAGUGGGAAUCCUGGCUGAGCUGGAAACACAGACGGGGAGAAAAGCCUCCGCUGGGCUGUUUGUUGUCGUCAUGGAGUACGGGAGGAAUUUCUCAGGAGAUGACAAGGAUGUCUUCUACUACAACCGAGCUGUGGGAGAGGCACAGCAUGCCUGGCAGUCCAACUUUUUGCACCCUGUUAUUUACUACUACAAGCGCCUCCCUACAGAGCGUGAGAUGAGACUUCAUCCCCCAGAUUGGCCUCUCCCCCGCCCAGAUGCCAUCCAUCACAUUGUGGAGGAUUUUCUGACAGACUGGACAGCCCCAAACGCUCACAUCCUGCCACUGAGGCGCUUCUUGGAGAACUGCCUCAGCACUGACCUGCGCAAUUUCUUUGCAGAAUCCUGUUUCCUCUUUGCCCUCACACGUCAGAAGCUGCCUCCCUUCUGUCAGCAGGGGUAUGCAAGAAUGCAAGGGCUUACUGGGAGUGAGAGGCUCCGGCGUCAUGCCGUGGAAGCUGGCCUGCUGGAGGAUUAUGCUGUCAUGGACUUCUCAGGUGACAAACUUCCUGAUAGCCGCCAAGGAUCCCGAGACCAUUUGCUGAAAGAUCAUGUGAUAGCACUCCGUCCUCUGCACCAUUUUGUUAAUGCUAAGGAUGAAUUUUAGAAUUUCUCACACCACGUGAAAAUCCACAGGUGCUGUUGUGACAAUACUGUAACAGAGAUCCACGGUGGGAUUCUUCCCUCUCCUACACGCCUUUUACAUCCUAGCCCCUCCACUGAUAAUGAAUUGCCAAAGACCCACUCAGAUCUUGCUGUUACAAAAGGGACCAACGUGCUCUGAAGGAUAAGUCAGAGCCUGGAAUCCAGUGAUGCUGAGGCUCCUGCUUUGUCCUCGCGGAGUUCAGAGUUGCUUGAAGGUGGUGUUUGUGUUCAUGUAGUAAACCAGUAAUUUACAGCGACAUCCAGGGGUCAAAAAAGGAAGAAUUUAGGAAUUCCUGUCACCUGCCUCUUCCGAGGGAACUGGCUUAUGUUCUGUUUCAGCCUGGUGGAAGCUUUCUGGUCACUGGAUGAUCUGUGUACUUGAAGAUUUGUUUGCGUGCUGAAUCCUGGCGUGGUACUUUAGACAAACUUCAUGGCAGUUACCCUGCAUUUGAGUUAGGGCAGUCACAGAGCUGGAGUGGAGGGAGGUGGUGGCUUUUAGUUACAGUAUGAGUAGGAUAAUUUGUCACUUCCUACAGAGCAAUUCAGAAGAACAUUCCCUCUGCAGGGGUGAAUAGCUUGCUUAGAACGCCUAGGACAGAGACAGUUACACUGAGCUCAACCCCCUUGUCCUAACAUUUCUUUUCUUCCCACACCAAAAAACCUGAAAUGUUACCCCUGUGUUUUAUAAAGCAUGACCAAUAUUUUUUCUAUUUGCACUAUGUCCCAUCAAGAAAGUUUUGGGUGAACUUUGA